Molecule: messenger RNA, 498 nt
Organism: Acytostelium subglobosum LB1
Lineage: Eukaryota; Evosea; Eumycetozoa; Acytosteliales; Acytosteliaceae
Exons: 1
Coding region: 1-498 (165 amino acids)
Source: RefSeq, a predicted model, not a curated record
AUGACCCCCUUCAACGGCCAUAAGAUUGGACACUUGGUGCACAUCAAGCACCUGAAGGAGCUGACUCUAAUCUCCAAACGGUUCAUAGAGGACGACAUUGAGAAUUUCCUCUUGUCCAUUGGUGCCUUGGCCUCGAUCAAGUUCAUAAACUUCCAAGUGAAUGAAUGGGGAAGGUACUGCGAUCACAAUUACAAAGCAGCAAAGACCAGCACAACAAUCCUACUCCAACAACAACUUGGGACCAAUGCCGACCCCGGCUGCAAUAUCGAUGCAAUGACAUUUAGAUAUCGCACCAAAUCCUUGAAGGAGCGGCCUCUGGACGACGACGAUGAAGAUGAGAUCAUCGAGGACUUUUGGAACGGUGACCAAGAGUUUGAACCAUACGAAGAAGGAGAUCUGAACGAUAUGAUAGACUCGGACGUGACAACCUAUGAUUAUGAUGACGACGAUGAUUAUAUCAACAGCGAGUCCCAUCCAGAAAUGGAUGAUGAGGAGUAA